Messenger RNA from Pomacea canaliculata, 523 nucleotides. RefSeq lists its product as uncharacterized. Gene Ontology annotation, biological process: mitochondrial respiratory chain complex IV assembly; mitochondrial respiratory chain complex I assembly. Gene Ontology annotation, cellular component: mitochondrial inner membrane. The transcript has 4 exons. Lineage: Eukaryota; Metazoa; Mollusca; Gastropoda; Architaenioglossa; Ampullariidae. Bases 52 to 480 code for a protein of 142 amino acids. The record is from RefSeq and is a predicted model, not a curated record.
AGAUAGCAGUUUUAGAAAGAGGUCAUUGAAGGGCAAUGACUCUUCCUGACCAUGGUGCAGACAUCAACUUUGGGGAAAAUAGCAGUUUACGGUGCUAUUGCAUCUGUUGCUGGAGCAGCAUAUUUAACUCAAAGAAUUCAUGAAAAUCUUGAACGUGGAGAGUACUACACGAAAUCUGUAGCCAUGCUGCGAAAGUAUGGUCCUGCAGUAGAACUCCUUGGUCAUCCUAUCAGAACAAAGCGUAUGGAUCUUGGUGACUUUGGGAAGAACAGAGUCGAUGGCCUGCGAGCAAAACUUACAAUCCCUCUAAAAGGAUCCAAGGAUACAGGAACCCUAUAUGUAUGGGCAAGCAGGGAAAAGCCUGGAGACAGUUGGGAUGUUACUCGGCUGGAUCUAGAGGUCAGCAAACUAAGUUCACUAAGGACAUUCCACAAGACAGAGAACUGGAAAGAUUAUCCCUAUGAGAAAGAGAAAACAUGAUAUGCUGAACACUAAAUUUGAAACAUUCUGGCACAGCUGAUAA